Messenger RNA from Talaromyces stipitatus ATCC 10500, 240 nucleotides. RefSeq lists its product as uncharacterized. The coding region runs from base 1 to 240 and encodes 79 amino acids. Lineage: Eukaryota; Fungi; Ascomycota; Eurotiomycetes; Eurotiales; Trichocomaceae. The record is from RefSeq and is a predicted model, not a curated record. The transcript has 2 exons.
AUGGAGAGAAUAGAAACAUCUAAUGUAAUAAUAGCACGGUCCACCAGCCCAGUCAAGGAUGAAUUUUUCAGCUGUGAGACGGCUCAUGGGCUGCUAGUGAGGGCCGUGGAUGUGCAAAAAGUCGAAACGAAAGAACCUUUACAUGUGACAAUUGUCGCACGCUCCACAGGGAAUGCAUUUAUGACGAGUCGCUGGGUCAGCGUCGGCGUGUACUCGCCAAAAAAGCGGCUGCGGAGCUAG